UUUAGGGAUAGGAAUGGCGAGUUGCGCGAUCGUGCUCCUGGCAGCGAUUGCCCUCCUGAUUCAGGUAAACGCAAAGGAAUGGCGAGCAGGAGCUCAUCACCAUCAUCUCAUCACGCGCAUGCAAUCGCCGAGAAGAGGAGCUGCGCUGCCGCUUGCCUUGAAAGAAGGCUUCGCCUACACGGAGCACUACUUCCAGCAGACGCUGGAUCACUUCAAUGUGGGGAAUAUAACGCUCUUUCCCCAGCGCUAUCUCCUCCACAAUGCCUCGUGGAGUGGAGGUGCCAGUGGAGCUCCCAUCUUCGUCUACUGUGGUAACGAGGGCGACAUUGUGUGGUUUGCCGAGAACACUGGGUUUAUGUUUGAUAUUGCUCCUCUCUUUGGAGCACUGCUCGUCUUCCCCGAGCACCGAUUCUAUGGAAAAUCCCAGCCUUUUGGAGGCCAAAACGGUCCUAAGGAACUGGCAUUUUGCUCUGCCGAGCAAGCUCUGGCCGAUUUCGCGACGCUCAUACUUGAUCUCAAGAGGAAUCUCUCGGCGCAAGCAUCGCCAGUGGUGGUCUUUGGCGGUUCUUAUGGUGGAAUGUUGGCUGCGUGGUUUCGGCUGAAGUAUCCACACAUUGCGAUCGGAGCUCUCGCGUCGUCAGCACCGAUACUACAGUUCGAGAAUAUUGUUCCAUACACUACGUACUAUGACAUCGUCUCGAACGCUUUCAAGAGGGAGGGGGAGGAGUGCUUCGAGAUCAUACGGAAUUCAUGGACAGCGAUCACGGAAGCUGCUGAACAGCAGAACGGGCUUCGCAAUCUCAGCCAAGAUUUUCAUAUGUGCAGCGAUUUCAAAAACGCGGAUGAGUUGAUAAACUGGCUAGAGUCUGCGUACUCGUACCUCGCCAUGGCCAAUUAUCCAUAUGCAGCUAAUUUUACAAUGCCACUUCCUGCGUAUCCCGUUCGAAAGGUCUGCCAGGCAAUGGUGAACUCUCCCGUGGCGUCAAGCAUUCUUCAAAGGAUAUAUGCGGGGGUGAAUGUUUACUACAACUUUACAGGGGCCGCAAAAUGCUUUGAUCUUGACGAUGAUCCGCAUGGUUUAAGCGGGUGGAACUGGCAGUCUUGCACCGAGAUGGUUAUGCCAAUGAGCUCCAAUUCAAGUACAAGUAUGUAUCCUCCGUUCGAGUGGGAUGGCGAGGCCUGGAGCAGGUUUUGCUGGGAAAAGUAUGGUGCAAUACCUCGGCCGAGCUGGGUGACAACGGAGUUUGGAGGCCAUGAUAUCAAGUCUGCGUUGAGAAACUUUGGAAGCAACAUUGUCUUCUCGAAUGGCUUGCUGGAUCCUUGGAGCGGUGGAAGUGUUCUGGAGAGCAUAUCGAGCACAAUACUGGCGUUUGUCACGAAAGAAGGAGCGCAUCACCUUGAUUUUCGGUGGAGUAGAAAGGACGACCCGCAAUGGCUCAUUGAGCAGCGGGAGCUGGAAGUGAGGGAGAUCAAACGCUGGCUGAGUGAGUACCAUUCCCUCCACAGACAAAACGUCUUUGUCAUUUGAUAAACUGACACAUAAACUGGAACUUGGAUGAUUAACUAAAAUUAUUCAAUUAUUAACUA
Molecule: messenger RNA, 1587 nt
Organism: Selaginella moellendorffii
Lineage: Eukaryota; Viridiplantae; Streptophyta; Lycopodiopsida; Selaginellales; Selaginellaceae
Product: lysosomal Pro-X carboxypeptidase
Exons: 10
Coding region: 14-1528 (504 amino acids)
Biological process (GO): proteolysis
Molecular function (GO): serine-type exopeptidase activity; dipeptidyl-peptidase activity
Source: RefSeq, a predicted model, not a curated record